UACCCUGCGACUGGAUGCUGUUGUGACCUAGUGUAGUAGUAGCUGCGAGAUGCAGCAGUUGUAUCAAGCUAAUCAGAGAAGUGAGCGACAUCUGCAUUCCCAUUGAUUAAAAGCGGGACUUUAUCCCCAGAUUGACAGCCGAACAGUUGCAUAUAGCAGGACUGUCACCCAGUAAAUCGAAAAAGUCGGUAGCUAGCCUUGACGGAAAUGCUGGAGAAACUAAGCAUUGGCUAGCAAGCUAGCUAACAUUUUCGACUAGCUAGAGGAUAAGGGUCGUCGCAGCAGGGCAUCAUUAAACAGCUGUGUUGUGUGUUAGCUGGGGAACUAUUCUGGUGUGGAAAAAUAAGUGCCAUGACUGGAGCUGGGGCUGAAGAUGACAUUCCAUCAGGUGAAAGGAAGACAGUUACAGACUUCUGCUACCUGCUGGACAAGUCUAAACAACUCUUCAAUGGGCUGAGAGACCUUCCACAGUACGGACAUAAGCAGUGGCAGUCCUACUUUGGGCGCACCUUUGAUGUCUAUACAAAACUAUGGAAAUUUCAACAGCAGCACAGGCAGGUGCUGGACAAUCGAUAUGGCCUGAAGAGAUGGCAGAUUGGAGAGGUUGCGUCCAAAAUUGGGCAGCUUUACUAUCACUAUUACCUUCGUACCUCAGAGACAAGUUACCUGAAUGAAGCAUUUUCAUUCUACUCUGCCAUCCGACAGCGUUCCUACUACUAUCAGGUUAACAAAGAAGAUAGGCCAGAGUUGGUAGUGAAGAAGCUUCGAUAUUAUGCUCGCUACAUAGUCGUCUGUUUACUGCUGAACAAGAUGGACCUUGUGAAAGUUUUGGUCAAGGAGCUGUCAGAGGAAAUAGAAGACUACACUCAGAGAUUCAAUACUGAAGAUCAGUUAGAAUGGAAUCUUGUUCUACAAGAGGUUGCAGCUUUUGUGGAGGCAGACCCAGUGAUGGUCCUAAACAAUGAAAAUUCUGUUGCCGUUACCACCAAUCGACUGCAGGAGGGUGGUGUGCCACCAUUGGAACAGGGAAUGGUUGUUGGGCAACUUAUCCUGGCAGAUGCGCUUAUCGUUGGAAACUGUAACAACCAGGUGAAAUUCAGUGAGCUAACUAUCGACAUGUUUCGCAUGCUUCAAGCUUUAGAAAGGGAACCGAUCAAUCUGGCUAUUCAAACAACUAAAACAGGGUCAUUGGAACCUAGCGAGAAGCCAGCUAAGAGAGAAAAUCCUCACAAGUAUUUACUGUACAAGCCGACAUUCAGCCAGCUAUACACUUUCCUGUCUGCCUCUUUUAAGGAAUUACCAGCAAACAGUGUGCUGCUUGUCUAUAUCUCAGCCACUGGAGUCUUUCCUACAGGACGCUCAGAUUAUGAGGGGCCAUAUGACUUUGGAGGAGUUCUUACUAACACAAAUCGAGAUGUGGUGAAUGGGGAGACACAGCAGAAAAGGAACCAUGCACAGAAAGAAAUGCACUGCCUUCACCCCGGAGACUUGUUCCCUUUCACCCGGAAGCCACUGUUUGUCAUAGUGGACUCUUCCAACAGCACAGCCUAUAAGAAUUUCUCAAAUCUCUUUGGCCAGCCCUUGGUGUGCCUGCUAUCUCCCAUAUCCUAUCCUAAGGGUAUACAAGAUCAAUCCCAGCGUGGAAGCCUUUUCACGUUGUUCCUGUACUGCCCCUUAAUGGCAUUUUUGUCAGUGUGUGGCUUGAGCAAUGUGCGCCAAGUAUUGUGGGAAAAGGCUCAAGAGUUUCUCCGCAAGGUGUAUCGUGACAUUGGCCAGAUGAUGACACGCUCGCGAACCAUAGACCAAGCCUUUCUACAAUUCUAUGGAGACGAGUUCCUUCGAUUACUGCUGGUUCGCUUUGUGUUCUGCUCAGCUACACUGAGACUCCACAAACUCUUCCGGGAAUCCAGAAGCUUCCCAGAGUCAUACCCUCAGCUACCCAAACAGGAGACCGUGGAGAGUAGUGUUUUGCAGAAGCAUGUUCUCGAGCUGGCAGCCAUGCUAGAUGUGCAAAAUCUUUUCUGGAAUGACAUACAGGAGAACAACUAAGUGAGAAGGAGUAGUCAGCAAUUUCAUAAGUUAUAUAAUAGGAAACACAUGUUAACACUUGUAAACGCCAGAGACCUUACUGUCUAUUACAGGUAAUUUAAUUGCUUGUUGAGCUCAUCCAGUUUCUUUUACUUUUUAAGCGACAUAUUAAAUACAUGAAUCUGGUUUAACAUUCAAUAUACAUACUGUAUAUUUGCGAUGAAAUCAACAUGGUCCAGCUAUCAAGUCAAUGUAGGACACACAAGAACAGAAUAACCCAAAAAUAUAUAUAUAUUGACCUAGAAAUUUUCCACCACUGCCGGUAAUGAUUCCAGAUGUCUGGACUGCAAAAGACAUGCAUUUAAACUGUAGGGUAAUCGUUUGUAGGGUAAUCCUGUACAUCAAUGGUAUGUAUAAUUUAUUUUAUUUGUUUAUCAUACACAUUCAAAAUCAAGGCCUCCCAAGAUUUGAAGUAGAAAAAAAAGAAUUAUGUUGGAAAAAAAACAGUGAAUUAUACCAAGAAAUAUGACAUUUAAUUUUUACACAAACCUUUUAAAGGUCCCAUGACAUGAAAUGUUCACUAUAGUUCACUACAGUAUUAGGGAACCACUAAGGCCUAUAUAAAAGCAUCCAAAAACAGCAUGUCAUGGGAUCUUUAAAAUAUUCAUCUGACACAAUAAUUUUGUUUUUGCACCUGUCAGUCCAGCUUUUUAAAUAUCAACAAGGCACUAAUCAAUGGAUCCCUGCAAGCUGUAUAUUAUCAAAAGGAGUAGACCCAGCUGUCUAUCAUUCAUAUGUCCCCAUACAUGUUUCUAAAACAAACUAAUAAGAACAAAUAAUAAACAUAACCAGACCCUUUUCCUAUGUUUGAAAAUAUAAGUUAGUUUUAAAAUGAUUAUGAUUAUUUUCCCUUUCCUGCUAAAUCCACAUAAAAAAUUGGUAAUAGUAUCAAGUGAACCUGUGGAUUCUUUAAAACAAUACCAAUCAUUACACUAUGUGACCAACAGGCUACGCUCUAGACCUUAGGAAGUUGACUGCCUGUGUGCGCGUCCUUGACUUAUUAUCUCAGCUCAUGCUUGCAAACACAGAAUGUGGCAGUAUGCUGAAAGGUGAGAUUGCACUAAAAUUGAUUGAUUAAUCGAGCCAAUGGUAUUUUUGGUUGCUGAGACUAAGAAUUAUUUUUUCAAACUUAACAAUCAGUCAUUUGGCUUGAUAAAUAAUUUAUUAAUUUGUCUUCUCAGUGACACUCUCAAAAGUGUUAUUGUUUGGCACCAUGUGUAUGCUUGUGGCCCCCAUAGUUGUGGGGGUUAUUUUUAAUUUAUUUGAAAUCUGUUAUUUUAGAUGGGAUUUAAGGAAAGAUUGUGAGGGCGGUAAAGUUAAUAUCACUUUAAGUAUAUUUGUUGAUAGUAUAGAGCACUUGAUCAAUCUCCAUUGAGAACAAAUUGUGAAUAUAUUAUAGUUGACACACUUGUUUUAGCUCAUUAAAAUACAAACAUGAAGGAAUCUAGUUUCAAUUAAGGGUUAAAUCAUGUAAUGAUGGUAGAGUAGAUAAUAGGUUCUAAAAGACUGCUUGCAUUUAUUUAGGAUUAGAUUUGGAAAAAAAGAUCCAUUCUUUAUACUUACUUUAUACUUAUUUUAUACAACAUGCUCCAUUUUUAUACCAGGGAGUAUAACUUUGGUUAUACAAAGGUAUGAUGGGGGGGGGGAAAACUGUAGUACCUGACUAAACAUGUAUGCAAAGUCCAUUUUAAAUGUGUACACUUAUGUAAGCAGUUCCAACUGAGUGUUCUAACUUCACACACUUUACCAUUACAUUUUCACUUAUUUGCCUUGGUAAAUUACAUAAGCUAAGUGAAGUUGUUUUCAAACUGACGGUGAACAGUAAUGUGAAUAUUUGCCAAAGUUUUCUUUAUUGUCUUUUUUAUUAGUUGAAAUGUAAUUUAGAUACUCAGGAACAUAUGCAGCAGUAUUUGAGCACACGUUUGGAAAGCAUACUAUUCUGAGGCCAGCACAUUAAAAAAAAAUAAUAAUACAAAAAGUGUACCCAAAAGUAAAUAUAUUAAGUUAAAUACAGACAGUAUUUUCAAUACGCUUGUUGAUAAUAUUGAGCAGUUGUAUGUGUUAUAAGAAAACAUUCUUCCCGUUGAGGUAGGUUUGUUUGUAAAAACACUGUGCGUUGUAACCAAAGGGUCCAACACUUUAUGCUGCUGCUUUUUGUUGAAGUAAGCCUAACCAUUACUAAGCUUCAUCAACAUAGGUGGAAACGUUUUAUUUUGGUGUCAACAAUUUAAGUUGUUAAAUUUAAACAUUGACUGAGUUGUUGUCACUCCUGAUGAAAUUAACAUUUGAAGGUGGCAGAAUAGAAAAUAUUAUGAACAUGAAUUAUAGGCCA
Molecule: messenger RNA, 4420 nt
Organism: Osmerus eperlanus (European smelt)
Lineage: Eukaryota; Metazoa; Chordata; Actinopteri; Osmeriformes; Osmeridae
Gene: scai
Product: suppressor of cancer cell invasion
Exons: 17
Coding region: 352-2049 (565 amino acids)
Biological process (GO): DNA-templated transcription
Cellular component (GO): nucleus
Molecular function (GO): transcription corepressor activity
Source: RefSeq, a predicted model, not a curated record